Messenger RNA from Trematosphaeria pertusa, 932 nucleotides. RefSeq lists its product as uncharacterized. Bases 37 to 510 code for a protein of 157 amino acids. Lineage: Eukaryota; Fungi; Ascomycota; Dothideomycetes; Pleosporales; Trematosphaeriaceae. The record is from RefSeq and is a predicted model, not a curated record. The transcript has a single exon.
CGCAUCAACAUCGCACAUCAUCCCGCCCAAUCAGCGAUGUUUUCCACGCAACCUGAAGCCACCUCGGCACUUGAGAAAUCCGCCGCCCACAAUUCCUCACCGGCGAUGCCUGAAAAGGCUACUCCAUCGAAAACCACACCCACGGAGCCCCCGAAUGCCAAUACUUCCAAACCGCUCACGUUUCACAAGAUGAGCAAUGAGUAUCCUGCAUACCAGGCAUGGGUAGAGAACGGUGGACUCAUUGCCUUUGCCGAUAGCCAGGGACUUAAGCCAGACUUCCUUGACUACCUAGCCAAUCUCCCAAUAGAGGUUACACUUGCGUACGGUAGAGAGCUCGAGCGGAUCCCCGGCUUGAGGGCCCAGAAAAACGCGUACGAGAAGUCCUUGGGCGGCGGCUGCAGCGUGGAGUCAUGCUACGCUAUCAUGGAGGCCGCUGGGGACUAUGGCCUCUAUGAUGUGUCUUCGGAUGAGGAAGGAGCGGUUGAAAAGAGCGUGAGUGCGCGGCUUUAGGGGACCUGGGUUUUGUGGCUCUUAGCUAACGUCGUUCAAGAAAUUGUUCGACGAGGAGUACAAGAAGAGCAAAGCCUACGACGGACUGGAGCUGCAGUCCUCGCCCUUGCGGCCAUCUGUCCCCCUAAGGUCGCCAUUGAAGAGGGGUCUUGGAACGCAAAGCAGCCCCGUCCGCAGGCCCUUCAAACGUGUGAAGCGCAAUGCCUGACUUCUUGCUGCGGGGGUCGGAAUGUAGCCUUUUCCUUUUCGUUUUCUUUGGGUGGGAAUGAUAAUAGGGAAAACUUGUAUUGCCUUAGGUCGAGAAACUCUUUUCUGCUUGUCUCGGACACUCCGGGCUUCUGAGUGUUAUGGGGGAGGUAUACGUAGCUUACACCCACUCCCGUCACUCCCUGAUACCGUCAGUAUCCUUUCGCAGACAUGCC